UUUCCUUCUGUAUUCUGGUUUGAGGGAGGAUACUUUAAGGGAAAAAUAAAGAAGUUUGUGAAGCGUUGGAGAAAAAUACAGUGAUAGGCAGGACAAUUUUCAACCUAUGCUCCUGGAAUUGCUAAGAAGAUUCUAGGAUUUUAAAGAAGGAAUCAAAUAACCUACCAAGGGGAGCUAUUCCUUUUACUUAUCCCCAAGAAGUUCCAGAUUAGUUGGUCUUUACUGGAAAAUCAUGACAGAAGUUCCAAAGGCAUCCAGUCUCACUGAGUACAAUGGGGACAUGUCACCUGAAAAAGAGACCACUGAAAUCAGCGAUGAGGUUUUCACUCCUGAUGACCUCAGCAAAUACCAUGGCGCAGAUGUAAGUCUCGAAGAUUCUAUCUCCAAAGGAAAUCCAGAAGAAAGCAAAUAUUCUCAAGCAAGCAUGAUCUGCAGAGAUUUGACUUGGUCCUUGGAAGAGAAGAAUCAUAGAGAAGAACAAACAGAGGAGGACAACUUUACCGUUCAUAAGAGAAUAGCAAGUUUCUCCCUCAAGGAAACAAGAGCUGAUGAAAUGACAUCAGAGGAAGGACUUCAGUGGGAGAAGAUUCCUUCACGUGGAAAAUUCCAGGAAACAACAAGACAGAAGGAAAGUGGCACUGAGAAUCUUCUAGAAGGAAGAGAUGGUAGAAUUAGGAAGAACGAGGAAUUCCAGGUAGCAGAAACAGAAGCCAACUUGAAGUGGCUGGGAUCUCAGCAACCCAGCAAAGAUGGAAUGAUGAUGUCCAAACAGGAUGAGGAAAUAGAGGAUGGUGAGCAGGAAAUAGAUAAUGAGAAUGAGAAUGGUGAUGACGAUGAUGAUGAUGAUGAAGAUGAAGUCCGGCUGAUAGAAUUUAAGAAAGGAAAUGGAGGAGCUUCUCACGUCAAGGAGGAAGGCAAUGAUGGCGAAGACUCUCCUCUGAGCAGCCCCAGUUCACAUCCUGUGACACCAGAGGAACUGCCAGCCUUGGGGAAGAAGAAUGAUAUUUCCAGACAUACUUAUUCAAGAUACAACACAAUAUCCUACCGGAAAAUUAAAAAGGGAAACACAAAGCAGAGAAUUGAUGAAUUUGAGUCCAUGUUGCAUUUAUAAUUUACUUCCUCAAGACAUUUCAUUGCCCAUGCUACUUGAGUCAUCUUUUUUCUCAUGUAUAAUUUCAUAAUAUCUGGUGGAAGCUUAACCUCUCGUCUUUCAUUUGAAAAUUGGGCACAACUAGCCAUAGGAAGAAAACUCCAAUUUGGUCAUCUUAAAUCAAGCAGCAUUAGAUUUCUUCACUUACAUAACAGGAUUUAUACAGUUUAAAACUUUACUAAUGCAUUGUCCUGUACACCAAGUGCCACAGGUGAAUCUGGUAAUGAUCUGGCUGCAUAAUUGGGAAGGGUAGGAAGUGAAGUAACCAAAGGAACAAGAUGGCUCUGCAAGGCUAUGUCUCUGUCUUGAAGUCUUUCCAGUUGUGAAUCUAAAGAGCUUGGGAAGCCCACAACUAAACUUCAGAAAUUUAUAGCUGUUGGAUAGUUCAAAUGAAGCACAUUGUUUUAUAGAAUCAUUUAAAAAAUCUUCAAGGCCUCCUUCUCCUUUCCUCACAUUGUCCUCCUGUGAUGUGAAACUGUUAGCUUGGACUUUUGAAAAGUGAAAAUUCUAUAUGCCCAGUCCCUUCGUGUUACCAUUCAUUGUGUCCCUUCACUGGAGGGGCUGAGCAGCUGUCAGCCGGGAGAGUUCCGUUUGGUAAAUGUUGGUAUUAUGUUCACCAUUGAAUCCGUCUCAUUGUAAGGCUGAUGUAUUGGGACAGGAUAGAAGAGAAGUGGGCAUCAGACCAAAGAGCUGCAUUGAAUGUUUUCACUUCUGUGGGUGUGUUUUUGUUUUGUUUAUCUAGGAAAUCUUUGCUAGUAGUUACAUUUCUUUCAAACAAAGAUGAAAAUAUUAGCAUGAUUAAAAAAAAAUAAAACCCGUCUUUAGCAUUGUGCCUUCGCUCAUUAACAUGGCCUUCAGAAAUGUUCCAAGUAACUCAACUCAAUUUUACUAUUUACCAUGACAGUGGAAAUAAUUACCUUAACAUGUUUUUAAUAUGGUACCUGAGUGAAUAUUUUCAGUGACAUUUUUCACUGAUAGGUAAAGCUAAUAACUGAAAGAAUAUUUAACUUAUUAGUCUUCAGUUGCUCUAUUUGCCCUCCUCAAAGUUGUGUGAGGGUGCAAGGUUUCAAAUUGAUCAGUAAAUCAGGUGCGUAUGUGUGUGUGUGUGUGUGUGUGAAAGCAGAGACCCAAAGAGCAUCUCUAUUAAUUUGGGGCUAUUUCAAUCCUGGGUUUAGGGUUUUUUUUUUUUACUUGAGGCUUCAGUAAACAUAAUCCUGAAUUUUCUGCUCCAUGUAAUGGCAUCUCUUUUGGGGCUGCUGCUUAAAGACAGUUCCUUAUUGUUUAAAUGUAAUACAGCUCUCAUUGUUCAACAAUUCAACAAUUUGUUUAUCUCCUUUUCAGUUUGGGAAAAUCCUAGGGUUUGCUGCAUAUAGAUUCUUGCUUAUUUAUGUGCAAUCAACCCUGAUUCAUUUUGAUUACAUUUUUAUUGAGUCCUUGUUUUAAAACAAAGAUUUAUGUAGCAUUAUGUGCAUUUCGAAAAGUGGAUUCAGUGACUACACAGACUAAAUUGGUGACCACAAUCCUCUGUUUAUCCUUUAGAAGAUGGCAUAUUCCACAAAACAUUCAAAUGUCCUCUUAUUUCAAUAAUAAAUAUUUCCAAAAGCCUUUAUUAAGCCUCUGUCAGGGUCAGGCACCCUCCAAGAUGUCCCAAGAUAUAGGUCCUGAUUUCAAGGAGAUUAUGAUAUAAUGGAACUGGUGGUGAAGUCAUAGGGUUACAAAUUUUGAGCUAUAAGGGACCUUAGAAGUUCUGAUUUAUAGAUUUAUAGCCUCAAACAUAGGACGAGAGUUGGGAGUAAUCAGGGAAGGCUCCAUAGAGAAAGUAGCAACUGAUUUGAACCUUCACAGAAAUCAGAGUUCAGGGGGUCCUUUAGGACUGACUUCUGGAAAUAGAAUAAAUAGUUUUUUGCACCUGAUUUUGGGAUUUCUGGGGAAAAAAAAAUAACAGAACCAGACCUCCAUUGACAAAUCCAAGUGGAGACCUAAUUAAUUACAUGGUAAGCUUAGGUUCUGAAUUACUGCAUUCAAAUUCUGGGGAAUAAAUGAUUCCCACAAAUUACUAUUUCACUUUUUAGCAUGAUAUAAUACUAUUCUUCACGUAAAAGGGCAAUGUUGCUGACCUAUCAUCAUUAGGAUAUGAAUAUGGGCUAUUCCAGUAGUAGUGAUUGAUUUGUAUGGAACCAUCCUCAUAUCUAUCUUUGUUACCACUAGCACUUAUUUGUGAAAUGAUGAAACUGAGUUUGUGGACAUGGAACAAAACAAAACUCAUAUGGAAGUCUAAGUCAUCACCUUGGCUUCUUUAGCUCUGUGCCCUAACCACUGAAGAUAACCAGCUACAGACAAUUUUAUCUAUUGAUGUCUAAAUGCAAGAUGUGUGUAACUGGUGAAUUUUUAAUACUUCUCCAGAUUAAUGUGGUCUUGUGGGUGCAUAGGUCAUGCUAUUACAAAUGCUUUUCUUCUAUAUCACUACUCAUUAAAAUAGAGGAACUACUGCUAUCUUUGAUUAAGUCCAUCACUUUUAGUGACAGUAGGUGAUCAAUAGGUAACUUACAUGUGUUUGACUUUCUUUAGUCAGGAAACCAUAAUCUGGUAAGGAAGGCAUCUCACUUUGAAAACCUAGAAUGAAGAGAAGAAAAUCUCCUCCACUUGGUCCCUUCUAGCACAAACUGCAGGAACUAGGAAGAAAAGCUCUUGGUUUCCAUUGGAGAAGGAAAGCUGGCUCACCCUGGGCCUGCUGAUAUUUCUAAUAUGAUUUAGAAACUGGAGCAAACAUGAAUUAACCACAAACAAUGUUUAAUUUUCUGUCAAUAUAAAAUCUGCCUCAUCAAAUGCUAUCAUUGAAAAAAAAACAGAAAAUAUCAUUAUAUUAACGAUUCAAAUAAAAAAAUGCUUUGUUUACUCUGUAUUAGAUAAUGUAUGUAUGCUUCUGAAUCUAGAUCUUGGUCUCUUUGCUAGCUUUUUAAGGUGUUCUAUAAUGAAUUAUCUUCUCAAACUCAUCGAUGAUUGAUAGCUAGAAAGUAUUAUGUUAUCUCAUUAAAAAAUUCACAUCAUUUAUUUUGAAUAGGCUCUUUUAUUUCUGUAGAAUCAUAUAAAAUUCUGAGGCUUAAAAUAUGUCUAGUUUAUCAAAUUGUAGUUUACACACAUGACAGAGUCCUAUUUUGUAGAAACAGUGAAAAAUUAUCAUAGAAAUAAAUUUUAUUCCUGAUUAAAAUACUUAACAUCUUUCUGCUCAUUGAAUUAAUGGAUUUAAACAACAUUGAAGUUUUAAUACUAUUCUCAUAUGCUCAUUUGCAAUUUAUAAUACCUUUGGACUAUAUUAAAAUAGUUUAGUUUUUAAAGUGAUGGAAGGAAAAGCAUUUCAAAUGAGUAAUAAUAGAAGUGUUUUGGGAAAAGGAUAAAUUACUCAACUAGCAUAAAAAAGAAAUAUACUUGGCCAUAUUAUUAGAGUAACAUAUGGGCCCACUCACUGUUCUGGAAAAAUCAGAUAAAAUUAGAAAAGUAACAAGACUAAAUAGCGAAAGGGGAACCACUGUUCAAAGAGAGAAGAGUACUGUAAUAAAAAUAAAUAUGGCAAAAUGUAUGUAAAUGACUGGGAGAGAGCAAUAGAUGACUAGUCUAUAUAACCAAUGAAGACAAUGAAGAUAGCAGUGAUAAAUAUCCAAAGCUAAUGCCAUAGUGAUUUACAUGGAAAAAUACAAAAUCAAACACCUAAGUGUCUGCCUAUUGAUGGAGUAACUGGUUCAUCACAGAAAAUGUCUAGAAUAUUUGGAAAUCUUUCACAUUUGCGUAUGCUGUGAUUUAUUUAUGACUCAAAUCACUGGGAACAAGCAAAAUUGUUGAUUUUGGAAAUCCACAGUUCAACUUUAAACUCCCCUUUAGCCAAUAGGUUUAAACUGAUUACUACCUCCCUAGUCCAUUGAAAUGUUUACUCAUUAACUGAACAAAGUUUACUCAUUUGUGUCUUACCUUUUUCCUUCCCACCUUUUAGGGAAAAUGAGCUAUAAAAUACCCUCUGAAAUAAGAACAUGAAAGUGUGUGUGUAUGGGAUGUACAUUAUAUGGUUACAUAGCUCUCUGUUUGAUUCUAUUCAAGGAAAGCAGCUUAUCAGCUUGAAUAGGGACAAGGAAAACGGGGGAGUUGGCGCCAUCAUCAACAGAGCAGAGUGGGGAGGUGGCUGCUUUUCCCUCCAACACCACAGAAGCUGGUGCAAAACCACCAGCUUUGAAUCCAUUCAUAAUGAAAGGAGACCAGGGAGAUUUGUGCUGGCUGGAAACGGCUCAGAAGUUAGUGACCUAAUAAAGGCAGGAAUGUAGAACAGGAAGGUUGAUCACCUGGUUUUUUGUUUUUGUCCCAACUCUCAUUGGAAUAUCAGGCAGGGAGCAUCCUGGUAGCUGAGGGAAGCCUUGUCAUCACAGCUUGUGUGGAGUUUUGCUGGUGUUCCUGAAAAAGGUUUUGGGGAUAUAGACUAGCAAUCAGGAAUGGAUAGAAGUGAAAAGGAAUUUUCCAGUCCAAAAUUCCACUGUUGGCUGUAACCAAGGAACUUAAGCAUGGACUGCACAGCUAUCUAAUUUGGGAUUAGAAAAUUCCUUUGAGGAGCAGCUUGACCUUGCUCCCUCCUUCUGUAUUACUAUAUACCAAUUAUUGACCAGAGAGAAGAGAAGAGUAGAGCUUAUCUAUAGCAACCACCUCUGUGCCCCCUCCACACAUAGACUCCUACAAUUACCACACAUGCUUCUUUUUCUGUAGCCAGACACGAUGGGGAAAAGGGAAUAAAAGCCUUUACCUCUAUUCUCUCCCCAAAUUCCUUCUCCCACUCAUCUCCCAUUGCACACAUAUACCCACCCACCAUUUCACACCUGUUGUGUAGUAGAUACUGAGAAUGAGGUCAGUCAAUAAUCAUU
Messenger RNA from Phascolarctos cinereus (koala), 6048 nucleotides. RefSeq names its product ermin (gene ERMN). Gene Ontology annotation, biological process: actin filament organization; regulation of cell shape; regulation of cell projection organization. Lineage: Eukaryota; Metazoa; Chordata; Mammalia; Diprotodontia; Phascolarctidae. Gene Ontology annotation, molecular function: actin filament binding. Gene Ontology annotation, cellular component: cell cortex; paranode region of axon; extracellular exosome. The record is from RefSeq and is a predicted model, not a curated record.